Molecule: messenger RNA, 1079 nt
Organism: Aphidius gifuensis
Lineage: Eukaryota; Metazoa; Arthropoda; Insecta; Hymenoptera; Braconidae
Product: carbonic anhydrase 2-like
Exons: 6
Coding region: 192-1070 (292 amino acids)
Molecular function (GO): zinc ion binding; carbonate dehydratase activity
Source: RefSeq, a predicted model, not a curated record
GAAAAAAAAGACAAGCACACGUUUUCUAACAUUGUUAGAUAACUAAAUAUUCUUGCAGUUAAUUAUUAUUAAUUUAAAUGAAAUAAUUGGCAUUUUUUAAAUAAUUAAACAAAAAUAUAAUAGUUCACAAGUGUAGCUAUUUACUUUGAUCUAAAAAUAUCUAAAAACUGUCCAACAAUAUCAAUAGAAACAUGGAAAAAUCAUUAAAAUUAAUAAUAGCCUUUUUUUCGGUGGUACUAGUAUUAUUUGUUGGUUUUUUUUUAUUUAAACAUCAAUCCAAUGCAUCAAAUUCUUCAGGCUGGGAUUAUCAACAUCCUGAUAUGUGGAAAGACAUGUUUCCAAAGGACUGUGCUGGUUCCAAACAAUCACCAAUCGACAUAACAUUUGGAGAUGAUAUGGUCACAAAACAAACUAUGGAAUUCAUUUGGAAUAAUUAUCAAAAUCCUCCAGAAAACAUGACACUAACAAAUAAUGGUCAUUCAGUUCAAUUAGAUGUCCAAUGGAAGAUGAAUCAUUGGAUUCCAUACCUAAGUGUUGAGGAAGAUAGUCCUGAAUAUGUAUUUUCUAAUUUACAUUUUCAUUGGGGAGCUCAUAACACUGAAGGAAGUGAACACACAAUAAAUGGACAUGGAUUACCCCUGGAAGUACAUAUGGUACAUUUUAAACGUGAAUAUAAAACAAUUGUAAAUGCAUCAAAUUAUCAAGAUGGUAUUAUGGUUAUUGCCUCUUUUUAUAAUGUUACAAGUAAAAAUUCAACUGCUAUUCAAGAUAUAAUAAAUGCAGCUGAAAAAGUUCGUGAUGAAGGCAGCUCUGCACAUAUUGAUAAUUUUCUAUUAUCAGAUUUUGAAGUUCUUCGAGAUACACCAAGUUGGGUAUCUUACAAUGGAUCAUUGACAACACCACGAUGUCUUGAAGUUGUCACAUGGUUUUUAGCAUUGAAACCUUACGACAUGACUGAAGACCAGAUUAAAAAAAUAAGGUCGUUAAAAUUAUCUCAUGGUGAUGAUCAUGAUAACCGACCAACUCAACCAUUGAAUGGACGUAAAAUAUUCUAUUAUGAAUUCCGUUAAACGAGUGUA